GAUACGUACAGUGAUACCCGAGAAGAAUUUAUUCAUCAUUUCAUCCUACCGACUCUUACAGGCGCACUUAAUUUUCGCAGCUGUUUGUUUUGGUUUCUGUAGCAAUUCCCGUCAGCUGGGAUUGAUUAUGUUUGGAACGCCGGAAAGAUUGUCGUGGAAGGUUCUGACAAUUGCAGUUAUCUUCGUGUGUGCUACUACAACCUGCGAAGCAUGUUUUAUAAGUGACUGUGCUCGAGGCGGAAAACGAUCCCCUGGUUCGGCGCUCACUGGGGCAGGACAUCCACUGAGACAGUGCAUAUCGUGCGGAUCCAAUAACUCAGGUCAUUGUAUAGGGCCAAGUAUUUGUUGCGGUGAUUUUGGAUGUUAUUUUGGAACACAGGAAACUGCCGUCUGUCAAGAGGAAAAAAGUAUUCCUGUGCCGUGUGAAAGUAAAGGCACACCGUGCGGAGAAUAUGGUCAUGGUAAUUGUGUCGCCGAUAAAAUUUGCUGCGAAGAAUAUAACUGUUCAUACGAUGCGAAUUGUACAACCAAGAAUGACGGUUUUCAGAAGGCAGACUCAUCGUCAUCAACUGCUUUCAAGAGAGCGUUCAAAGAUCUACUAGAAGACAAAAUCUUUUCUGCAAUGAAUGCAAGACGCCGAUGAAAAUAACACUGUGCUUUUUGAAUACAAGGACGAGGUCAAUGCACUUUGCAUACGAUUGUUUCACGCACUUGUUCUUACUUUUGGCAAUGGUAUACAUUAUACAAGUUAUUUUUAUUUGUUUUCAAUUCUAGACUACAUAGAGUUAUAUACAAACAAUAUAAUCUCAACACGGUCUAGUCCAAUAGAAUUCCAAUUUGCAUAUGAUAAUUAUGAAAUAUGUUUUAUCCUCGAGUGAGAAAACGAUUCAGAAUACACAAGUUACAUUUCGUUGGAUGUCAGACAGGAUUCGUAAUUUCAAUUUCUUACAAAUUGAUUCUGCCAAAAUAGUAUUAAAUGUAGUAUUGAAUCUAAAAUUCUAUUAUUCAAGUAUCUCGAUACCUGGUAUAGUUAGUAAAAUAGUUAGUGAAUAGGUUAGUUAGUAGGUUAAAAGAAGUAGUCAACAUAUUUAAAACUGCAACGAUGGAAGUGUAUAUCAUCGUUUAUAUUGUUGAAAUUAUCACCCCCCCAAAAAAAACUUCAUGUGUGCAAUUAUCAGUAAUUUCAGUAUUCUGAGUGAAAUCGCUACAGUUACUGUGGAUUAUAUCAAGAACGGGCAACACGUCAACUAUAUGUAAACUGUGCUGCCACGUAUCACGCCCGAUAAAAAAAGUAUUCUGCCUUUGAUUCAGACUAGUACUAGGAACGAUACAUUUAUGUUAAGAAUCUUAAGUGUGAAUACUACAAUGACCAAUAAAACAAUACCCUAUUACGUCAGGUUUAAAUUUUAUUGUAUCAAGUUGUGUAUGUGUUAUAAAUGUAUGCAAUGCACGCAGUUAAAACUCUAGUAAACACUGUCAUUUAUCUAAUGGUUUUGUGAAGAUAAACAUAACAUAACCUGUAUUUAUUCAAGUUAUUGUAAAUAUUGUUGAUCAUUAUUAAAAUGUGCUCAGGCCAACGUCUUCUUUAA
Messenger RNA from Saccoglossus kowalevskii, 1589 nucleotides. RefSeq names its product vasotocin. NCBI's taxonomy places the organism in Eukaryota, Metazoa, Hemichordata, Enteropneusta, Harrimaniidae. Gene Ontology annotation, cellular component: secretory granule; extracellular region. Gene Ontology annotation, molecular function: neurohypophyseal hormone activity. The record is from RefSeq and is marked provisional.